AUGUCACGGCGCACUAUCGGUGGUGGACGGGUCCUGGGAAGCAGUAGAACUCUCGGGCCUCCCGCUCCUCCUCCAAAGCCCACGUCGCCUCUCCCCAGCCAUGUCCUAUCCCCCUCAGCCUCGAGCCUGUCCUUGAACACCUCUGAGAGCGGGACUUCUACGCCUACGUCGUCUGAUCCCCAAGAUAUCGCAUCUCGAGUCUCACUCGACCAUGGAGCCGCCGAUUUGUCUGCGGCUGCGGCUGCGGCUGCAGCUGCGGUAACAGACCGCUUGGUCUGUCCCAUCUGCAACGAGGAAAUGGUCACUUUGCUGCAACUGAAUAGGCACCUGGAUGAUGCACAUAAAGAGAUUGAAGAAGAGCAGCAAGAUGAGGUCAAAGAUUGGUUCAAACAACAAAUGGUCAAGGCAAAGAGAUUCCAGCCGUUGGCGGUGCUGAACCAGAAACUCAAGGGUUUGGAUGUCUUCGAGUCGAACCACGACAUCGUCCGAAGCAGUACCCCUACACCGAGGAGUGAGUCCGUGUCAAGAGAUCCUAGGGACUCUCCCGCCCCGCCUUUGCCUCCAAAACCCUCACAACCCGUCCUUGAUCCGGAAGACAUCAUCACGAAGCAACACUGGCAAAGGCGGACUGGCUACGAUGUGUGUUCCGAUCCAACGUGCGAGAAGAGACUCGGUUCCACCGUGGGAAUCGUCAACUGUCGACAUUGCGGAAAGCUUUUUUGCGAGGAACAUACAAUGUAUCAGAUGAAGCUAUCGAGAUCUGCACAACAUGAGCCUGUCCGAGGGCUCUGGUAUCGAGUUUGCGAGACGUGCUACAAAAGCCGUGAGGGUUACACAGACAGGCAUGGUCUGGAAAGAGAUAGAAUGAAUGAGUUUGAAAGUGUAAGGCGGAGCAAGCUUGGGCAUAAAGAGAUGGAGAUUUCUAGGCUGGAGAAAAGGCUCUCCAGGAUAACGCAAAUACUUGCCAACCCGCCGGACGAGAUCCCGCAGCCCGCUCAUAACAAGAGAUGGUCAUUAGCAUGGGCUUCAAACGAUCCUCGAAAAGCCCUUGAGCAAAGCAUCGUGCCCUGGCAGAAUGACGCCGACGUCCCGAGGUGUCCGUAUUGCCAGCAAGACUUCAGCCAGUACUCCUUCCGGCGACAUCAUUGCAGAACAUGUGGGAAGGUCGUAUGUGGAGACGCUGCUACUGGAUGUUCAACCGUGAUCGGCCUCGAUGUUGCUACUACUAACACCCACCUCACCAUUACAGAAAAGCCUGGCCCCAACGACACCGUCGCUGUGGACGUCCGUCUCUGCAAAGAGUGCAAUCAAAUGAUCUUUUCCCGCAGGGACUUCCAAGCCUCGCUAACCUCGCCUGCCAUUGAGGCAUUUACCCGGUCGUACACCAACCUUCUCCAAUUCGAACGGGGCAUCCGGCUCCUGCUCCCCAAAUUUCAGAAACUUCUGCAAGCACUGCAAGACCCUGAUCAUCCUCCGUCAUCCAGUCAAAUCACCGACGCAUCACGUACACGCAAGCGACUGAUGGACUCGUUUACGCAAUAUGACACGGCAGCACGACGUAUACGGGACAUGCCGAGUCAAUCGCCAACACAACUGAAACUGCAGAAAGCCAUAUAUCAGAACGCGACGCAGUUUCUACAUCUCCAUAUGCUACCUUUAAAAUCACUCCCGAAGGUUCUCAAACACGCCACACCUCACGGCAGCAGCAUUAAACCCGCUGACCUCCACAACAACCCCAACCCUCGCUCUUCCUUGGCGAUCUUGAACGGCCCCCACCAUACAAGGAAAGACUCUUCUUCGGCCGUGAGCGUCGCAUCUUUGGCCACCACCAACUCGGCGCGGAUAUCUGAACUCGAAGCCGAAGAAAAAUCCCUCCGCGAGCGUCUGAUCGUCCUCGAAGAACAGAGGUUCCUCGUUCAAGAAAUGAUCGCAGACGCGAAUCGCCGGCGGAAAUUCGACGAGGUGGCGGCCCUGGCUGGGAACGUGGAAGACUUGUCCGCCGAGAUCGACGCCGUGGGGAAACUGGUCGAGGGCGUCAGGGGAGAGUUUGAGGGACUCUACACCACCAACGGCGGGCUGGGGAGUGGCGUGAACAGUCCACAGAGACAAAAUUCAGACCUGGGUCGAGACAAGGGCACGGGGAAGAUGAAGAGCGUGGAGAAUGGAUGA
Messenger RNA from Fonsecaea multimorphosa CBS 102226, 2169 nucleotides. RefSeq lists its product as uncharacterized. Gene Ontology annotation, biological process: DNA repair. The record is from RefSeq and is a predicted model, not a curated record. The transcript has 2 exons. Bases 1 to 2169 code for a protein of 722 amino acids. Gene Ontology annotation, molecular function: metal ion binding; DNA binding. Lineage: Eukaryota; Fungi; Ascomycota; Eurotiomycetes; Chaetothyriales; Herpotrichiellaceae.